Clarias gariepinus (North African catfish) is the source of this 3749-nucleotide messenger RNA. It is a transcript of the gene inpp5ja, whose product is annotated as inositol polyphosphate 5-phosphatase K. The record is from RefSeq and is a predicted model, not a curated record. Gene Ontology annotation, molecular function: phosphatidylinositol-4,5-bisphosphate 5-phosphatase activity; phosphatidylinositol-3,4,5-trisphosphate 5-phosphatase activity. The transcript has 13 exons. Lineage: Eukaryota; Metazoa; Chordata; Actinopteri; Siluriformes; Clariidae. Gene Ontology annotation, cellular component: cytoplasm; plasma membrane; ruffle. Gene Ontology annotation, biological process: negative regulation of peptidyl-serine phosphorylation; phosphatidylinositol dephosphorylation. The coding region runs from base 180 to 2477 and encodes 765 amino acids.
GGUGCUGCGUGCAGGUUCUGUCCUAUGCAGGGAUAAAACGCAUUCAGCACCAAGGACAGAGGACAGGACAGGGGACGACAAGAGACAGGACAGAGGACAGGUGAGGACUUCACCGCAUCCGUCAUCGCAGCAUACAGAUAAAGGGAUCCAGCGCAGACCAGCCAAAGCUGUCGUUCCCGAUGCAAUCCACAGGAGCACCAAGGCUUAGCCCAUCUUCAGUUCCCAUCCUGCCUCCUCCGGCUUCAGUCUGCCCUACUACAAAGCCAUUAAACCUUCCGACACUCAGCACUGCCAAGACAUCAGAGACAUCACUGCGGGAACGUGGAGGCUCGGCAUCCACCUCCUCAACAUCUGCUACUGUUAGCAUCAGCCGACCCAGGCCUACUACCAGAUCGGGGGUAAAGUCCCCCAGAACUGUGGACCCUCCUUCCAUUUUACCCAUCAUUCCAGCAACAAGCUCCACGUCUCAAACCCCCGCAGAGCCACUUCAAGGACGCCGGAGCCCACAAAGCUUGCAAAAUGCUCAGCUCAGCCCCAAAGAUGCUCAGCGCAGUCUUACUCAAGUUCACAUCCAGCUUAGUCCUAGCACCAAGCCCAACCCUUUAACGUUCCCCAGCCCUCCUGUACAACCUGGUCACAAUGCAAAUACACACACAAAUCUUUUCCCUAAACCAAACCUUAGCACUUCCUCCAUCCCUAUUCUGCAAACCCGUGUUCAGAGCCAGUCUCCAGAGCCGAUCAUCAUAAGUCCUGGCACUGCAGAAAAAGCACGUCAAAAGAAGCCCUUCAACAGGGAUGGAGACUUUAGGGUUCACAUCGUCACAUGGAACGUCGGCUCAGCGAUGCCACCUGAUGACAUCAGCGGUCUGUUCGGCCCGGGAGUCAGCGAUGGGAGCACGGACAUGUUUAUCGUCGGGCUGCAAGAGGUGAACUGUAUGAUCAACAAGAGGCUAAAGGAUGCACUGUUCAUAGACCAGUGGAGUGAGCUGUGCAUGGACACGCUCGGCCGCUUCAGUUACGUGCUGGUGGCGUCUCAGAGGAUGCAAGGCGUUUUGCUGCUGGUUUUCUCCAAGUUUUGCCACUUGCCGUUCCUCCGUGGGAUUCAGACCCAAAGGACACGAACUGGCCUGGGCGGGUGCUGGGGGAAUAAGGGUGGAGUAAGUGUCAGAAUGAUGAUGUUCGGUCACUCCGUGUGCUUUCUAAACUGCCACCUGCCGGCUCACAUGCGGAACCUGGAGCAGCGAAUCGAGGACUUCGAGAGCAUCCUGCAGCAGCAGCAGUUCGAAGCCGGCGCUGCUGUGGGCGUCCUGGACCACGAUGUCGUGUUCUGGUUCGGCGACCUGAACUUCCGCAUCGACGACUACGAUAUCCACGUGGUGAAAAGUGCCAUAGAGAACAAUAAACUGUCUGUGCUCUGGGAGAAAGAUCAGCUCAACAUAGCGAAAAAGCGCGAGUCUGUGAUGGAUGAGUUCGUCGAAGGCCCUUUAAGUUUCCCACCGACCUACAAGUUUGAUGUGGGAACACACACGUAUGACACAAGCGCUAAGAAAAGGAAACCUGCUUGGACAGACAGAAUCCUGUGGCGUCUCCGCAGGACGGGUUCCCCCGUCCCGUCCCACAAUGCUGCACUGCAGCGCGGUCUCACCUCGUGGCUUGGUGGGGCGACACAAGUCACGCCGCUCUUUUACCGCAGCCACAUGGGAUAUACCGUUAGCGACCACAAACCUGUCUCAGCUCUUUUUUCACUGCAGUUUCCCUUUAAACUGGAUCUGCCUUUAGUCGAGCUGGAGGUAGAGAAGGAGUGGACCAAAGUGUCGGAUGCGACAGCCAGGUUUACUACAGCGUCUGGUUUCCAGAGGAGCUCCUGGGAUUGGGUGGGAUUGUACAAGGUUGGAUUUAAACACCACAAGGACUAUGCAGCCUAUGUCUGGGCCAAAUCAGACCAUUCCACUCAGGUGACCUUUCCAGAAGAGGAUUUGCCCAGAGAUGCAGGAGAAUACGUGCUGGGUUACUACAGCCAUAACAUGAACAGCAUUGUCGGGAUCACAGAGCCGUUCCAGGUUCAGUUACCUGUCUGUUCCCCUCCCGCUCCUCCAUAUCCAUCCCGCUCCGACAGUUCAGACGAGAGUUCGGAAGAUGACAGCACUUUGGUCCUACUGGCGCCCAGCUCACGGAGUCCGAGUCCGAGGACGCGCUCCAAUAAACGGCAGCAGCGGCACCAUCGCAGUCGCAGCCCGGCCGUGCCCGCCCUGCAGUCCCUCAGUCUGAAACCCAGAGACCCGCCUGUUUCGCCUCGCCACGCCGCAAACACCAAGAAGGAGCGCCUGUUUUCCCCUGAGUCGUCCUCACCCUCUCUUAGUCCUUUGAGUCCGGCCAACGGCAUCAGCGUCCCCGAAGCACUCGUCGCCGCCAUCCUGGGGGAACACAGACCACCUCAAGGCCAGAUCCUAGCCAAGAGCCCGGACUCUAACCGAUGACCGCACAUUUGCUGUCCAAGACUUGUAGAAUGCUAAUGCUACACAUCUGAGAUUCAUGUUUUAUUUUAUUUUAUUUACUUUCAUGUUGUUUUACCUCACACUACAGUCUAAUUCCUGCAAAUUCAUAUUUAAAAUCAGUCCUGAUUCAAUCUGUCCUUAAAACCAUCAGCUGUGCUUUUGAGCUUUUUGACUAUGAAUCAAUAUGUAGCUUGUUUAAUGUUAUCUUGCUAACGUCUGGUGAACAGUACCAGACUUUUAUAAUAAGAACUACCCUGCUAACAUAUCAUUAAAUUGAUUAGCUAGCUAGCUAGCUAGCUGUUGAGAAUCAAACUCGUCUGCUCUGUCUUCAGCUACAGCAGCUUGCUACUUUGCUAGCUACUGUUUUGAUGACCGAGCUAGUGUUAGCGUCCACUCUUCAGACACUCUCAGUGCUAAAUUAAGCAGCUAAUACAGAGUGCUUUCACAUGUUUAGCAAAAGCAGAGCGCUUUCAGAUGUCUCUUUGUAGCUAGUGGACUGCGUGGAGGUCUAUGGGGUUUGUCUUAGCAAAUUGUUAUAUUGAUCAGAGUGUGCCAGUUGGUGUAGCACAGUUUUAGGCUGUUUAUCUUUAAAUGUCUGCUCACUGGGAUGAUCAACAUGCAUUUCGUUCUUUUUGUCAAGCAUUAACGUGUUCUCUCUUCAGCAGAUGAGCUUUAUUAACUAAAAAAAGAUCGCCUGUACAUGAGCACACAUAUAGCUCGGAGUGAAUUAGCCUACAGAAGUUUCUACAGCUCUAAUUCUUCACAUACAUUUCCGAAGUGCAUCAUUAUAAUAUCUGAGGAAGAGGUUAAGAAGAAAGAGUCGUUAGUAGUGGCACACUGUUUAAUCAAAGUAGAAUUCACACGAGAAAGCAGGUUAAAACACACCACACGUUCUAGAAAUUUGCAUCAAUUGGCAUAAAUUCAUUUUGCCAAUAUUUCCAGUUUCUUGAAGAGCUGAAAUGUGCAUGCAAAUUCAUAAGAAAAAAUAAUAAUAAUAAAUCUGAGUCAAAGUAUUGGAUGAAACAAGCCAAAUAUAUCUUUAGUACAGUCGCAUGGAACAGUAGAUCUAAUAGUCAAGGUCUGGGGAUACACAUUUUUUUAAUCUGAAGUGAACUUUUCUGCCACUGUUCAUUCAUUCAUUUAUUCAUCUUCUUUACCACUUAUCCUGUACCGGGUUACCCAGGCUAUCCCAGGAGACUUUGGGCAUGAGGCAGGGUACAUCCUGGACAGGGUGCCAAUCCAUCACAGGGCACA